AAAGCAGAGAAUAAAAAGAGACCGGAUGUUGACAAAUUUCAUGUCACUGUUCUUAGAAGGUCGUUUGUUAAUGUUUGUGUGAAGAUUUCUUAUCUUGGAUCUCUCUCUCUAAAUAUUUUUUCUCUCUCUUUCUGUGUGUUUUUUCUUAGAGAGAGAAAAAUAUAUACAUAUAUACAUAUAGAUAUAUAUAGAGAGAGAAAGAGAAGAGUGGCUGGCCCAGUAGAUCGAAAAUCUUCUUCUAUAUUUCUUGAACCUGAUGACGAUCUAAGCUUCUUCAAUGGUCUUUCAACAACACCCACUUUGUUAUUUUUUUUCUUCUUCUUACAAUUAUAAAUAUUAAUUAUAAUUAUAAUUAUUUUGUUUUUUAGUGUUAGUUACCUUUUUUAGCUUUAAAUAGUUGGAAUCUAAAAGACCCUGAAUUCCUUUUUGCUUCUCUCAUGGUGUUGUUGUUUGUACUAUCUAUCUUCAAUUCAAUGGCAGAAUCCAUGUGAGUGAUUCUUAAGGUGGAACUGUUAAAAAGGAUGUAGCUUUCAGGAAUGGGAACCAAGAUUCAGAGUCUCCCAGGAUAUUACUCAAUGAUGAGAGAUCUUAAUGAGGAAUCCAGCAGUUGUGGCUGGCCGCUAUUUUAUGGCGAUAAAACACCGACAAAUGGGAAGUAUUAUGAUAGUUAUCUUCCAAGUGCCACCACAGAUGCAUGUUCUGUGCAUGACAAGGAUGUUGUGAAGCGGAUGAUGCUUGAACAUGAGGCUAUAUUUAAGAAUCAGGUUUAUGAACUCCACCGUUUAUACAGAAUACAAAGGGAUUUGAUGAAUGAUUUCAAAAGGAAAGAGUUACUCAGAAACCAGAUGCCUGUUGAGGCAUCGUUUUGUUCAGGUCCCUUGACAUCUCAAGUAACAACUGAAGAUGGAAGAAAAUGGCAUGUUUCUGGCUUUCCUGUGGGAAAUUCGGCUUAUGCUAAGACAACUGUUUCGGGUGCUGCGGGUGUUCAUUCUCCUUUAGGUUCUGUUCAAGGAAUAAGCAACCAAGCUGGUCCCUUUCCAUUGCCAGAUGGAUGUAGUUUAAAAGAUGUUGGCAUGCUCGAGUCCACCAGACCAUCAAAAGUGCGAAGAAAAAUGUUUGACCUUUCGCUCCCUGCUGAUGAAAACGUUGAUUCUGACGAAAGUGAUGAAAAGAUCAGCGAUGAAAAGACAAGUGGUUCGACAUUAUUUCUUCCCGAUAGAGGUUGUAAAAAUGGAAAGGAGGAUGAUAGAGGGAAGACUUGUUGCCAGGACACUUCAAGAUCUGAGCAGUCUUUAAGAAGAAACGGUUUCGCUGACUUAAAUGAACCUGUUCAAGUGGAUGAAACAUAUGAUUCUCCUUUUGUUCAUGUUCCGAGUAAUUCAGUUGCCGCAACUGAAUGCUCCGAUCUCACUGCCAGUGCCAAACAAAAGUUACAGUUUUUUGGUUCGCCCAGAGAACAUUUACUAAACUCGCGUCAGGGAACUGAGAGUUGGGCCAGAAACAAUGGAUAUUUGGAGAAUAAUGGGAAUGGAGAGGGGGGAAUUCCCUCGCUGGCUGAGGAAGGGCAUGCUAAAAACAACCUACAGCCUGUGCCGCAAGUCCUCAAACAAGAGAAAUUGCUUUUAUCUUCGCAUACAAUGCAGCACUCGUACAACAAAGCACAUGAACCUGCAUCUGAUUAUGUAGAUGGUCGAAACAAGGCUGAUGUGUGGACGGAAAAGACAGCUAGUGAAAGAAACCAUGAAUACUCCGUUAAUAAACAUCCCGAGUCCGUGUUACCUUUACAUAGACCUGGUCUUUUUCCAGCUGCUCCUUCCUAUGAUUUAUCGAGAUCUUGGUCUCACUCUGCUGCUUCUUGGGGAAUGGCGAGUUGCAGCCUAAGCCAGAAGUUGAUGUCAGUUCAGACACCUUCAUGUCUAAAUUUGUCCGGUUCAAUCAAUAGGAAUUUUCAGUCACAACAGAGUAAUGGGAGAUUGGAGCAGUGUUGGCCUCUAAAUAUCAAUUCCAAGCCUAAUCCAGGUAUUCAGUAUGAUCUACCAUUACGGAAUGGAUUUUAUCCAGGGUCUUCAUCUGGCGCCAAGGAACCAUCGAUGAAUAUGUCUUCCAUUAGCUAUGACUAUCCAAAUCAUAAUAAUGAAAAGAAAUCUAGAAAAGACAUUGACUUAAAUGUGAUUCUUUCGAAUGGUUCAUACAAUAACAACUUAGUUCCUCAGUCAAGUGUUGGGCUAAUGGAUGGAGACGCGCUGUCAUGGCUUAGAGCAAAAUCCGCUCGUACCAAUGAAGCACAAAAUACCGAUAGAAGCUCCAUUACUGCAGAAGAGACAAGUUUUCUUCACACUGCUUCCUUGUCCAUGAAAGGUGAAACUGGAAAAGGGCCUAGUGGGAAUUUUAUGCAUGGUGUAACUUCAGUUUCGUGCUCUAAUAAUAUUGACCAAAGGAGGAUUGAGGUAAGUAAAAGCUCUAGUACUAAGAAAAUUCUUGGUGUUCCGAUAUUUGAUAUGCCUCAUAUCUCUCCCAAGAAGGAGUUGUCUUCAAUCACUUCUCCCUCUGUGUCGAUGCGUGCUCCAUCUGAAGCAGAAGUGGUGGAAAAUAAGCACAAAAACCGGAUGCUUGAUAUCAACUUGCCAUGUGAUGCUAAUGGUCUUGAGUUUGACAAAGAAGGUUUCAUUGAAACUGUUGUUAGUAAGACUAGAUCUCCUACAGCAGUAGUAGAUUCUAGAAAUCAAAUUGAUCUGAACUUAAGCAUGAGUGAGGAUGAAGGAUCAUUCACAACUAUUCCAAGUGCCGAUACAAAAAAGAAGGACAAGAUAGACCUGGAAGCCCCUGCAGUUCCCAAGUCAGAGGAGGAUCUCGUUCCAGAAGAAAACAAGCUUGAAACUUCUCUAGUGUCACCCCAAAUUCCACAAGUUGCUGUUGAACAGCCACAGGAUGAACUUAUGAGAAAUGCAGCUGAAGCAAUUGUUGUCCUUUCAUCUAUUUCCCGUGAUCAAGUGCAUACUGUGAUCGAUAGUCCAUCUGAAAGUUCCAUGGAGGAUCCACUAGGUUGGUUUGUGGAUGUAGUUUCCUCGUGUAAAGAUAAUCUUGAAAGCAAGUGUGAUAAUUCGAAGGGAAAAGACGGUGAGGAUGAUGAAGGAUUGGAUUAUUUUGAGUCCAUGACAUUAAAACUCGAGGAGAUGAAAGAAGAAGACUACAUGCCGAAGCCUCUUGUUCCGGAAAACUUCAAAGUGGAAGAAACAGCAAGUACUUUACCUACUCGGACACGAAAGGGGCCUGCAAGGAGAGGGAGGCAGAAGAGAGACUUCCAGAGGGACAUCCUUCCGGGUCUUGUACCUUUAUCAAGGAAUGAAGUAACAGAAGAUAUUCAGACAUUUGGAGGGAUUAUGAAAGCAACAGGUCAUUCAUGGCAAUCAGGAUUAACUAGAAGAAGCUCGACUAGGAACGGUAGUGGGAGGGGAAGGGGGAGGCCGAGGCGGCAAACACAGGUUACCCCUUCUUCCUCACCACCUGUUGUCACCAAUGAAAGCAGCACUCCGUUGACGCAGCAACUCAAUAACAUUGAAGUGGCGUUGGAGGAUAGGAGCCUAACAGGUUGGGGUAAAACAACUCGAAGGCCUCGAAGACAAAGGGGUCCACCGGCUGGUAAUUCUCUGUUGAUCCCAAUUACAUAAUCAUCAUAAGAGGCUUAAAAUUUUUAGAUGAGAAUUUAUAGAGGUAAGCAUUGGCAGUUUCCAUAUUUGAUGGAGCACAUGAUGUUCUCAAGCAUUGGCGAUUUCGCUUGUAAAUUUCUUCAACCAUUAUUCCAGUAUAAACUUGAUUGUUGUCAGUAUUUGGAUGAUACCAACUUGUAUUAUUCUUAAAUAAUGUUGAAUAAUUUCUUCUGAUUAUAUCUUUAUGGAACCUUUGAUAUAUUAUAUAGCAGUGCUCUCUUCAAUUUGGUGA
This is a messenger RNA of Medicago truncatula (barrel medic), 3939 nucleotides long. RefSeq lists its product as uncharacterized. Lineage: Eukaryota; Viridiplantae; Streptophyta; Magnoliopsida; Fabales; Fabaceae. The record is from RefSeq and is a predicted model, not a curated record. The transcript is spliced from 4 exons. The coding region runs from base 537 to 3668 and encodes 1043 amino acids.